GAUAAUGACCGGCAUUCUAUAAAUUAUCCCUUAAUUAUUACUUGGUUCUUCUCAAUGCUGUAGACUACAUUCGUAUUCGGUUGCUAAGCGACGUCAACGACUUUGGUGAAUUAUUUCUCUGCUGAUCAACGCUACGAAUGAUAACAAAUACAUCGGAAAAAGACACACUGUGUGAAGUUAUUUUUUCGAUUUGGCUAGUAGCCAUUACUAAUAAUACCAAUACUCUUUGCCUGGGAUGAUGAGACAUCAGACAAUCAAGUCAUUUUAGCCUGAAUGCAUAGGUAAGAAGCACCAGAGCAGGUUGCUAGUACCAUGGACAGUAUCAGAACGAUAACCUGUUGAACUAAAUGGAUGUGGUAGGCUACACCACGGGAUGCAUCUGCAGACCACUGCCACAUAAAUAAAGACACAGUCCCCCGUCUCCUGGAGAGGCAGGAGCAGCAGCAGCCUACCUAUGUCGCCCUGAGCUAUGUCAACAGACACAGUCCCCCGUCUCCUGGAGAGGCAGGAGCAGCAGCAGCCUACCUAUGUCGCCCUGAGCUAUGUUAACAGGCGGUGCGAGAGAACCAGACUGUGAGGAAGAAGUCUCAGCCCAAGCUGUCCCUCUCCUUGAGCAGCGCUGGGGAAGGCCUGACUCGGAGCCUCCACACACCCGGCACGCCAGCGGCAACCAGUCACCCCACCCAUGAACUCCUCCUCCUCCUACCACAGCAGUACCCCGACAGGUAGCGAGUGUGAUGAGGAGAUGGACUACAAGGACUCAGACAGCAACGAGUCCUGGACCAUGGAGAGCGCCAUCAGUUCUGAGACCAUCCUCGGCUCCAUGGGCAUGAACGGGAAUGUGAAUGGGAUCAAGUACCAUGCGAAGAACGGCCACAGGAACCAGAUCAGGGCACGCAAGCCUUUCAAGUGCCACUGUGGGAAGAACAAUAAGGCGUCUCAGGGCCUCCGGCAUCACACCAUCCACUUCCACCCGCCGCUCUCAGCUGACAUCAUCUGCAAGAUGUAGCAGUGAGGUGGAGAAGGUGGAACCAGCAACCACCUGACACAAAAUCACCAGCCACCACAGGCAACCAACUCUCUCUUUCUCUCUCUGGCCUCGGUUAUGCUUGUCUUUUAAGUGAGACUUUUGUGAUUAGAUCUCUCCAGGAUGGGUAAGGCCUAGCUUUCGGGCACUCUCAGAUCAGAUCUAGGUCGCAUUUUGAUCGAAUAGGCAGGGUUGCAUAUGGUUUGGCUCACACUUAAAUAUUUGGUAACAACAGAUAACUCUGUAAGCCCCCUGCCCUGAAUGCAUAAAACAGGAAAGCAUGUUGCAAGUUUGUUUCAUAAUCAAAAAUUAAUAAACAUUUGUAUAGCCUACAUGA
This is a messenger RNA of Gadus chalcogrammus (walleye pollock), 1364 nucleotides long. Its product is annotated as juxtaposed with another zinc finger protein 1-like. Gene Ontology annotation, cellular component: nucleus. Bases 686 to 1009 code for a protein of 107 amino acids. NCBI's taxonomy places the organism in Eukaryota, Metazoa, Chordata, Actinopteri, Gadiformes, Gadidae. The record is from RefSeq and is a predicted model, not a curated record. The transcript has 6 exons.